Linum tenue is the source of this 1896-nucleotide messenger RNA. The record is from the annotation of a GenBank genome assembly. Lineage: Eukaryota; Viridiplantae; Streptophyta; Magnoliopsida; Malpighiales; Linaceae.
AUGCCGGAGAAAUCGGGAGUGAGCUCUCCGCGGUCCUCCACCAAGGCUCUCGCGUGGCUUUUCCGGCCCAGCCCUCUGCAUCAAUGGCGGUUCCACUUCCUCACCGCUCUGGUUUUCGUGAGCAUGGUGGUUGUUUGGAGCAUUGACGGCUGUACCAUCAAGAGCUUCGUCGAAUCUUUGAGGCCCAACAAGCCGCAGCAGCUACUCACCGCCGCGAAGUUCCAUCCUCCAAAACCCACCGCGAAUCUAGCUCAAGAAAAUCCUCACCGGGAAAAUUUCACCGCCGGCGCCGAUUUCGUGCUCCGCAACGAAACCGCCAUUUUCGCCUCCUCCGCUGCCUCCGCCGAUGCUCCUGUGAGUCCUCUCCUCAGCAGCAAUGGCUCCGCCGGGAGCUUGCCGGAAGAUGGAAUGUUACAGAUGCCGGCGAGGGGGGAAGAAGAGUCGAGCGGCGGCGAUGCGGAGUGGGUGUCGGCGGAGCUCGAGCCGAAUCUCACCUCCGGCCUUCUCUCCCGGUGGCUGGCUCCCGGCGGGGAGGCAUGUAGGGAUUCACGGACGGAGGAAAUCGCGAUUCCCGAUCUGGACGGGGAAAAGGGGGUUCUGGAGCUUACUGCCGGAGAUUCACACGAGCUCGCUUUCCAGGCGGUGGACGAGUCCAAGAACCCUCGCUGCUCCGGCGGCGAUUACUUCGAGUCGGAUCUUUCAGGUGAGUCGUGGAAGUCUCGGCCUCUGGUCAAAGAUUUCGGGAACGGGAAUUACUCAAUUACCCUCCAAGUUCACCCCGAUUUCGCCGGAGAUUACGACCUCACUCUCAUCCUCCUCUACCGCCAUUUCGAGGGUCUCAAAUUCUCGCCGGGGAGAUUCACCAUCGACAAAGAGCUCCGCAAGUUCCGAAUCAGAUUCACCACCACAGGUAACAUCCAAUUACCGCAGUUAAGAGCUUGCUCGAAAUCGGAUUUCAGUAGAGAUUUAUGGGUUGGGAGAUGGACUAGGCACGGUAGAAACGACAAUUGCAAGAUUAGUUACGACGGCCGGUACCGUUGUCUACCGGCCAAUUUCCCCUGCCGGAAUCCAUGGUGUAACGGUUCGUUAGGGGAGUUGGAAAGCAACGGCUGGGUUUACUCCACACACUGCUCAUUCAAUCUCUUCCAGCCCGAUUCGGGCUGGAAUUGCCUCAAGAACAGGUGGAUUUUCUUCUGGGGAGAUUCCAAUCAUGUAGACACAAUCAGGAACUUGCUGAAUUUUGUGCUGAAUCUGCCCAAUGUGAAAUCCGUCCCGCGGAGAUUCGAUUGGAACUUCACCAAUCCUAACGACGCGUCUCAAUCAGUUCGUAUCACCAGCAUUUUCAACGGGCAUUGGAACGAGACAAAGAACUACCAAGGUCUGAAUUCGUUGCGAAAUGAUGGGUUCAGGAACCUGCUGAAGAAGUACUUCACCGAAGAAACCGUGCCAGACACCAUCAUCAUGAACUCUGGACUCCACGACGGAAUAUACUGGCAGAACUUGAGGAAAUUCACCACUGGAGCUGAUUAUGCAGCUGGGUUUUGGGCCGAGGUUAUGGAUUCAGUGAGGCAGAGAGGGCUGGUUGCUCCGCGGGUCAUUUACAGGACGACGGUGACCACAGCUGGGGACGCGAGGAAGAUGGCUUUCAAUCCGAGCAAGAUGGAGGCGUUCAACUGGGUGGUGUUGGAUAAGUUUCGCAGAGCCGGGUUGAUCGAUGGUGUGGUUGACAACUUCGACAUGACUUUCCCCUGGCAUUUCGACAACCGGUGUAGCGAUGGAGUGCACUAUGGGAGGGCUCCGUUGAGGAUGAAGUGGAAGGACGGUGAGAUUGGGCACCAGUACUUUGUGGACAUCAUGCUGGCUCAUGUUCUGCUCAAUGUGCUGUGUGCGAGAUGA